Molecule: messenger RNA, 1764 nt
Organism: Alosa sapidissima (American shad)
Lineage: Eukaryota; Metazoa; Chordata; Actinopteri; Clupeiformes; Clupeidae
Product: transmembrane protein 240-like
Exons: 4
Coding region: 856-1362 (168 amino acids)
Source: RefSeq, a predicted model, not a curated record
AGUGCGCAUUAGGCCUAUACAGUACUGGCAAAGCAUUUUGCAUGAAGUGCAGACUGUUACAGUUAAGCGAUGAUGAGUAGACUAUUUAACUGCGUGUUUCUGUAGGCUAUAUAAAAAGCCAACACUGCAAUUAUCUCAGGAGGCGCUAACAACCUUCGGUAGCCUACAGUUUACAGGGCGCAGGUUUUCACUGAUCUCUUUCUCCAGCGAGUCAGUUGCUGUCUGAUCUCUUCUGAAUCGCUAGGUGGGAGGAUCCAGUGUUUGCCUGCGCAAGUGCUGUAAUCUUCGCUACCGUUGGAUACCGAGGGAGAGGUAGGCUACGCUAUUACAGUUACGACACUACUGUCAGCCUGAACUCGCCACAGAUGCUAGAGAGAGAAAACAAGCAACAAGCGUCGGUUGCUCGAGAGAGACAAGUUUCCCUCGACAGGGCGCGGGAAUGAGCUACGCACCGUGAGAGACUUCAUCUUGACUCACUCUUUGGAACGGUCCUAAGGCGCACUGCAUCUGUAAAGGCGAGGAUACCUUCUCGAAGCUGUUUUCUCGCGUUUCUCAAACACCAGUGCCACUCCUCAGCACACAGGCUAGCUCUCAGGUGGAGGUGCGUGUGUCAUCUAUGGCGGGGAUGUGAGGUGACAGGAGAGAACGCUCGCUGAAUCUGCCAAGCACCGUGCCUCCAGCGGGCGAACUGAGAGGGAAAGCAGGGUCGUGCCCCGGUUGGAGCUCUAUCUGUGAGCACCUUCAACCGAGGACAGCUGUGAUUUCAGCAGGUGGAACCACCGGGCUGCCGUGAACUGGAGGGUGAACGUAGGGAAUCGUCGAGUUUUGGAAGUUUUGCACAUAAUUCUGAGCACCAUGAUGUUUAUGAUUCUCGGGGCUGCCAUUGUAAUGGCGGUAGCGUGUUUAACGGACAUGAAUGCUCUUCUGGACCGCUUUCACAACUAUAUCUUACCACAUUUAAGAGGAGAGGACCGCGUCUGUCAUUGCAACUGUGGAAGGCACCACGUGCACUAUGUGAUCCCGUACGACGGGGACCAGUCGCUGGUGGACUCCACGGAGAACUACUUUGUGAGCAGCGGUGUCACCAAGCAGGAGAUGGACCUGAUGCUGGGCCUGCUGCUGGGCUUCUGCCUGAGCUGGCUGCUGCUGUGGCUGGAUGGGGUGCUGCACUGUGCCCUCCGGGCCUGGAGGACCAGCCCACACCACGACAUCGUGCCGUGGGAGUGGCUGUCUCGGGUGUGCAAUCUGCGGGAGCUGCGCAGACGGCUGCAGCUGCGGCUGCUGGAGGACUCUGGGGGGAACAUGGUGCACAUCAAGCAGAAGCUCUAUCACAACGGCCACCCCAGCCCCCGCCACCUCUGAGGCAGGACCCACCCCCCAAACCUCAGAUAAGGCCCAGCACGCCUUUGACCACGUUAGUGUACUGAUGGCCCAACAUGCAGAGUUUGUUCCAGCAGAGAGACAGAUGGACAGGCAGACUGAUGGUGGACAGACAGACCGACAGAUGGACAGCACCACCUCUCACCUCUCUUCAGAGAGGGCACAUUUCACCUGUGACCCCUCCCAGUCCAUCUCUGGCUCCUCCUGUUUCCUAUCAGACAAUAGAACGCUCGACUAUUAACACAUUCAUGUGUUAGAAAUGGCGCCAUCCUGCCAUCUCCCUCUCCAUACAUCCACCCUGAGACAAACGGCUCCUACACACAGUUGCGUGCGUUGCAGUGCUGUAGACGCAUCCCAUUCACUUUACAUGGGCUCACAUCAUCC